GCGGAGAAAGAAACGAAACACUACGUCCUGUCGAUGUUUUGUUUGUUCAUUUUGUAUUCUUGUCAUUAACACUCCUAAUGUUGUAUUUAUAUUUAUUUACACCACAACAUGGUUGACUUCUCAAAUUCGAUAACAGCGGUUCUGAAAGUACGAUAAAUCACAGCUUUAUGUUAAUAUCAAUGCGCUCGUUCUUAUACAUACGUUACCGUUUCUAUAGCAACAGCUCAUUCGCGGGGACUUGUACAGCUGACGCUUCACAUAAAAAGCAGGUGUAAUCGUUGAUGUGAAGUUUUCUGUAAGGAGACGUUUACUUACCAUUUAUGGAAGGAGUCUCCAGUGUCAGAGCUUCGUAACAGUCAGAGGUAAAGCUGUAACGUUAAGUUUUGCGACAUCUUCAGGACAGAGGAGGUUACGCUUUUUUGUGGUAACAUGACAAGCUGCGUUUUUUGUUUUUUGCCUCAUUACCUUCAAGAGAGAGAGAAAAGAGAGGCUGGUGAGGGAACGAGUGUUUAUAGCUGCUAUAACUAAUCAUGACAAGCGCUACGUCCCCCAUCCUGCUGAAAUGGGAUCCUAAGAGUCUGGAGAUCCGCACUCUGACCGUGGAGAGGCUGCUGGAGCCGCUGGUCACGCAGGUGACCACUCUGGUGAACACCAGUAACAAAGGACCAUCCAGUAAGAAGAAGGGACGCUCUAAGAAGGCCCACGUCCUGGCCAUGUCUGUAGAGCAGGCCACGCAGAACUUCCUGGAAAAGGGCGAGCAGAUCGCCAAGGACAGCCAGGACCUGAAGGAGGAGCUCAUCACCGCUGUGGAGGAAGUCCGUAAGCAAGGUGAGAGUAUGCGUGUGGCCUCCUCAGAGUUCGCUGAUGAUCCGUGUUCGUCAGUGAAGAGAGGAACGAUGGUUCGAGCUGCUCGCGCUCUCCUCUCCGCCGUCACUCGCCUCCUCAUCCUCGCUGACAUGGCCGACGUCAUGAGACUGCUCGCUCACCUCAAAAUCGUGGAGGAGGCUCUCGAGGCAGUGAAAAACGCCACCAAUGAGCAGGACCUUGCUAACCGCUUUAAGGAGUUUGGGAAGGAGAUGGUGAAGCUGAACUACGUCGCUGCUCGCAGACAGCAGGAGCUGAAGGAUCCUCAGUGUCGGGACGAGAUGGCGGCGGCUCGCGGGGCUCUGAAGAAAAACGCCACCAUGCUGUACACGGCGUCUCAGGCCUUCCUGCGGCACCCGGACGUAGCGGCCACUCGCGCCAACCGAGACUACGUCUUCAAACAGGUGCAGGAGGCCAUCGGGGGAAUCUCCAGCGCCGCCCAGGCCACGUCCCCCACCGAGGAGAAGCACGGGCACGCCGGCAUCGGAGAGCUGGCCGCCGCCCUCAACGAGUUCGACAAUAAAAUCAUCCUGGACCCGCUGACGUUCAGCGAGGCUCGUUUCCGACCUUCUCUGGAGGAGCGUCUGGAGAGCAUCAUCAGCGGCGCCGCCCUCAUGGCCGACUCGUCAUGCACGCGCGAUGACCGCCGCGAACGCAUCGUGGCCGAGUGCAACGCCGUGCGUCAGGCGCUACAAGACCUGCUCAGCGAGUACAUGAACAACACGGGAAGGAAAGAGAGAGGUGACCCUCUGAACUCUGCCAUUGACAAGAUGACUAAGAAGACCCGGGACCUGCGCAGACAGCUGAGGAAGGCCGUGAUGGACCACAUCUCCGACUCCUUCCUGGAGACUAACGUACCUCUACUGGUCCUCAUUGAAGCAGCCAAGAGCGGCAAUGAAAAGGAGGUGAAGGAGUACGCCCAGGUCUUCCGUGAGCACGCCAACAAACUUGUCGAGGUGGCUAAUCUGGCAUGUUCCAUUUCCAACAACGAGGAAGGGGUGAAGCUGGUGCGCAUGGCCGCUACACAGAUCGACAGCCUGUGUCCUCAGGUGAUCAACGCUGCCCUGACGCUGGCGGCUCGUCCCCAGAGCAAGGUGGCUCAGGACAACAUGGAUGUGUUUAAAGACCAAUGGGAGAAGCAGGUGCGCAUUCUGACCGAGGCUGUGGAUGACAUCACCUCUGUUGAUGACUUCCUGUCUGUGUCAGAGAACCACAUCCUGGAGGAUGUGAACAAGUGUGUGAUAGCUCUGCAGGAGGGGGAUGUGGACACGCUGGACAGGACAGCGGGGGCGAUCAGAGGUCGCGCCGCUCGUGUGGUUCAUAUCAUCAACGCCGAGAUGGAGAACUACGAGCCGGGAGUGUACACCGAGCGAGUCCUGGAGUCCAUCAAGCUGCUGUCUGAAACUGUUAUGCCCCGCUUCGCUGAGCAGGUGGAGGUCGCCAUUGAAGCUCUGAGCACCAACCCGCCUCAGCCCUUCGAGGAGAAUGAGUUCAUCGACGCCUCGCGUCUGGUCUACGAUGGAGUGCGUGACAUCAGGAAAGCUGUCCUCAUGAUACGGACCCCUGAAGAGCUGGAGGAUGACUCUGACUUUGAGCAGGAAGACUAUGACACCCGGAGCCGUACCAGCGUCCAGACUGAAGACGAUCAGCUCAUUGCUGGCCAGAGUGCAAGGGCCAUCAUGGCUCAGCUCCCUCAGGAGGAAAAGGCGAAGAUCGCUGAGCAGGUGGAAAGCUUCCGGCAGGAGAAGAGUAAGCUGGAUGCUGAGGUGGCCAAGUGGGAUGACAACGGCAAUGAUAUCAUCGUGCUGGCCAAGCAGAUGUGCAUGAUCAUGAUGGAGAUGACAGACUUCACCAGGGGAAAAGGCCCACUGAAGAACUCGUCUGAUGUGAUCAAUGCUGCUAAGAAGAUCGCAGAGGCCGGAUCCAGAAUGGACAAACUGGCCCGAGCUGUGGCUGACCAGUGUCCUGAUUCAGCUUGUAAGCAGGACCUGCUUGCUUACCUGCAGAGAAUCGCCCUCUACUGCCAUCAACUCAACAUCUGCAGCAAAGUCAAAGCCGAAGUCCAGAACCUCGGAGGAGAGCUCAUCGUCUCAGGGCUGGACAGCGCUACAUCCCUCAUCCAGGCAGCCAAGAAUCUGAUGAACGCCGUGGUCCUGACGGUCAAGGCCUCAUACGUGGCUUCCACCAAGUACCAAAAGGUGUACGGAACAGCAGCAGUCAAUUCUCCCGUAGUGUCAUGGCGCAUGAAGGUGCCCGAAAAGAAGCCACUCGUGAAGAGGGAGAAGCCUGAGGAGUGUCAGACCCGCGUGCGCCGAGGGUCGCAGAAGAAACACAUCUCACCAGUCCAAGCCCUCAGCGAGUUCAAGGCCAUGGACUCUUUUUAAAUCUACAGGCGGCAAAAAAAAGUUCCAAGGAUCCAACCCCUCAAACUCUUCAAACUCCUCCUGACUUUUCCCUCUCUCUCUUUUCUUUCUUUCCCAUCUCCUGUUUGCGGCUUCCUGUAUCCCAUUCCACGUAGAGGCAAAGGUUCUUGCCGUGGAUACUCUCAAUUUUCUUUCUGGAGAACAAAGUGCAUUGCACCACAAAACCAAGACACUUGGAGGAGAGGGGCAUGUGUUUACUCUUGGAGCUUCAGUGCCAUUCCUGUGGUGUUUGUUAGUUACCAGUGUUAAUUACUGACUAGCCUGACUAGCCAUAUUUACACAGAUACUACAGAGCCCUGCUGCUGACAUCCCUACUUAAAAAAAAUGCAUGGCCAUGACAUAAAUAAGGCAUGGGAAUGAGAUAAGUCAAGGGAACAAGACAAGUAAGUCAUAGUCCUGACUUAGUAACAAGAGAGAAUGAGAAUUACAUCAUGGCCACGACUUCAUAACUCAAGGGAAUAAGAUAAUUAAGUUGUGGCCUUGUUCUCUCAAGUUACAAAGUCAGUGUCACAACUUAAUCUUUAUCUCAUUUCCCUACGUUACAAAGUAAUGCCCAUGACUUAAUUAUCUCAUUCUUUUGAGUUAUGAAAUUAUGGCCACUUCAUUUUCUUGUUCUCUCAAGUUACAUAGUUGUGGUCACAAGUCAAUUAAUUCAUUCCCUUGAGUUAUGAAGUCAUGGCCGUGACUUAAUUCUCUCGUUUUCUCAAGUAACAAAGUUGUGGUCAUGACUUAAUUAUCUUGUUUCCUCAUGUUACAAAUUCAUGGCCAUGACUUGAUUAUCUCGUUUUCUUGAGUUACUAAGUUAUGGCACUGACUUAUCUAUCUUGUUCAAGUUACAAUGUCAUGGUCACACAUUAUUAUUAUUAUUAUUAUUGUUUUUAAAUAGGGAUGUCACAGGAAAGAAAAUAAUAUAUGGUGCCGUAGUCGACAGCUCUAGCUUUUGAAGCGUCCUGAAGCUCCUAACUUUGACUGAACUUUGAAACUCAGUAUGGCUUGUAGUGUUAGAAAUAAGUAUAUAUAUAAAACACAACAACAAAAAAAAACAAACAAACAAAAAACAAAAAAAAAAAAACCUUUUUGUCCCGAUGAUCAA
This is a messenger RNA of Pangasianodon hypophthalmus (striped catfish), 4380 nucleotides long. RefSeq names its product catenin (cadherin-associated protein), alpha 2 (gene ctnna2). Gene Ontology annotation, molecular function: beta-catenin binding; cadherin binding; structural molecule activity. The record is from RefSeq and is a predicted model, not a curated record. The coding region runs from base 531 to 3248 and encodes 905 amino acids. NCBI's taxonomy places the organism in Eukaryota, Metazoa, Chordata, Actinopteri, Siluriformes, Pangasiidae. The transcript is spliced from 18 exons. Gene Ontology annotation, biological process: cell migration; cell-cell adhesion. Gene Ontology annotation, cellular component: adherens junction; catenin complex; actin cytoskeleton.